AUGAAUUCUAAGAAAAUCGAAGAACUGGAUAAAACAACUAACCAUUUAGACAAUAGUAGAAACAAUAUGUAUAGUUGCACAUUUAUGGAAAAAGGCGAUGAAGAUAAUAUUCUUAAUUCAACUAUUCUCAAAAUGAAUAAUACUGAAAAAGGUAUAUCUUUCCAGACAAUAGAGGAAGAAAUAAAAGACAAAAAUAAAAUAAGUAAUAUACCAUCCGACUAUGCAGAAAAAGAAAAGUAUUGUUUUAAUGAAUUAUUAUAUACAAAGCAAAAUGGUUAUAUUAAUAUAAUUGAAAAAGAAGAUAAACCAAUUCAAGAAAUAUUAACAGAUGAUAAAAAAAAUAUUUCUGAGAUAGAUAGUUCCAAGUCAGAUAAAAUGGAUCCAUGUUUAUCAUCACAAAAAGUUGAUGAAGAAUAUAAAUAUGGAGAUAAUUAUAAUAUCAAUGGUGAUAACCCUGUACAUAACUCUGACGAAAUUAAUGAAGACUCUAAAUGUGAAUGUUCGUUUUUUAUUAGUAAAUGUGAUUAUGAGAAAGAUUCGGAUGCUAACACAAAUGGCCCCAAAAAAAGUUGUAAAGAUUCAGAGGAAAAUAUAAAUUAUUAUAAUAAUAAUUUAUUAUUAGGAAUAUCUGAAAAUAAGGAUACAUUAAUAAAAUGUGAUAAAAUAUUUGAGAGAAGUUACUAUUCAACGUCAGCAUCUACAGUUUUAGCUAGCAACGAGAAUGAACAAAAUUUGCAAAAUAUAAGUAGUUAUGAAACAGUUAGUUCAAUGAAUGAAAAAAUAAAAUUGGAUGGUAAUGGUAAAUAUGAAAAAUUGGAAAAAGAGCAAACAUAUAUUAUGAAUAAAGAAACAAAUGUUAUUAACCCCCAAGAUUAUUCUAUACAUGAUAUUGGUACAUAUAGGGAUGAAUGUAUUAGCUAUUUAAAUAAAAUAAAAGAUAUUCCUCAUAAUAUCGGAAGUCAAAUUAAUAGCUAUCAAAAUAAUAAUAUUAUAGGCAAUAACAAUUUUAAAGAUAAAAGUUAUUUAAUACAUGAAAAUGAUUUUUUCGAUGUAGAAACAAAAAAAAAAAAUAUUUUGCAAAAUUACUUUUUAGUAAAUAACAACAAUGAAAUUAAUGCAAAUGAAGAUAUGAACAAUAGAAGUGAUGAUCUUAAAAAUAUUGAAGCAGUUGCUUCCGAUCUAAAUGAGAUAAUAGAAGAGGAUACGAUACAAAAGAAAAUAAAUAUAAGUAAGAAUUGUAAAAUCGAAGAAAAUAUCAACAUGAACAUUAAUGAUCAUAAUAAAAACGCAGUAUUUAACUUUAAUAUAAACAGACAGCUAUUUCAUGACAAUCAGGGGGAUGAAAAUAUGUAUAAAACAAAUUUUAAUACCGAAAAUAAUAAAUCGAUCAAUAUAAUUAACGGUAUGAGCAAAGAAGUUUAUGAACAGAAUUCUGGUGAUAUUCAUGCCCAAGUUGAAAAUAUAAAUAACAUAGAACAAACAACAAAUAAUAUUAUUGAAAAUAAUAUGAUGAUUAUUCAGGGGUCAGAUGAUUUGAGAUUUACAACAUUGAAUUGUAUUAAUGAUAAUAGCAACACAGAUAUAAUGAAAUGUAAAAGAAAAAUAAAGAAUGAUGAAAAUAGAGAAAAUAUAAUGAUUAAAACGGAUCAAAAAAAUAUAAAAAUGAAAGAUGAAUUAGAUGAAGAUGAUAAAGACGAACUAUAUGGUAUUCCAGAUAAAAAAAGAAGAAAGAAAAAUAAAAAAAAAAAAAUUCCGGGAAGAGUAUAUAAAGUAAUUGUAAGAGGCAAAGAAUGUUGGAGAGCUGAAUGGCUUGUCCAAAAAAAUCAAGAAAAUAUUGAAAGGGAGAAAGAAGAAAGUAAAAUGGAUAGAUAUUCUAUAAUGAAGUUAGAAAAUACAAAAGAUGUUGAUAAAAAUAUAAAUAAAAUGAAUACACCAAAUUUCCAAAAAAAAAGUAAACAAUUUUCAGUAUCGGUAUAUGGUUAUGAAAAUGCACGAUUGUUUGCAUUAUUUGAGUUAAUAAAAUAUAAUUCAGUUCCUGAUAGUUUAAAAGAAGAAGCAAGUAUAUGUAUUCAUAAUAUUAAAAGAAAUAUUAUGAACUCAGAAAAUUCAUCGAAUAAAUCAUUUAGUGGUCAUUUUUUACAAUUUCUAUUGGCUGAUGAAAACAAUGAAUAUUCUUCUUUGCUUUAUAAAAGAUUAGAAGAUAAUGUUAUACAAAAUGUCAACAAAUAUAGUAUGCAUGAAAUGAAUAAUAUAAAUCGAAUGAAUUUAUUUCAGACGCAAGGGAAAGAAAUCGGGUUUAGGAAUGAAAAAUAUUUCACUGUUCAAUAUGAUAAUGAAAAUGGACAUGGAAAUAAUAUAGUAGAUGGAACAAUUUGGAAUAUUCAGAAUAAUGAAAGAAAUUUAUUUUAUAACAAUAAUAAUAAAUGUAGAAAUGAUUAUUAUUACAACAAUUCCAAUGAUAUAAUUAAAAUGAAAAAAGAGAAUAAUGAAAAAUUAACAACUUUCAAUGAUAAUAAUUUUUAUAAUAAAGCUAAUUAUAUUAAUAGAUAUAAUAAUCCAUAUGUUAGUAAUAAUAAUCCUUCUAUUCAUAACUUAAACAAUUUAGUAUACAACAUAAAUUCUUAUGAUUUUAAUCCAAUGCAUAUUAGAAAUGGGUAUGGAAAUGAUAGCAAUUCUACAAUAAAUAUAUCGAGCCCAAAUUCCAAUUAUCAUCGAGGUUUUGGCGAAGAAAAGGAUAUCCAAAAAAAAAAAAACUUUUUCAAUAUAAAUAAUACACGAAAAUAUGUUGGUGAUAUAAAUAAUAAACCAAUGGAUGGAUUUAAACAAAACCUUUUUGAAAAGGUUCUUAACAAUUUAGAGAACAAUAUGGGAAACAAUAACCUAUAUAAUUACAAUUCACUUGAACAUCAUAUAAAUUCAAAAGUGAAAUCAACUUAUCCAUACAACAAUGAUAAUAUUACUAAUGAUCCAGCCAAUACUACAACUAUGAUUAGUCAUGGGGCUAAUAAUAAUCAAAUAAGUAAUGAAACUGAAAUACGAAAUUCUCAACAGAUUUUGCAUGACAAUUUAUUAGUGUACAGAAAUUUUAUGAAUCCAAGUUCAUGUGACAUUGGCAAUGUUGAUAAGAAUAGUGAAAACGAUCGAGGUGAAAAAAUGGCUUCGAAUUUUGAAGGGGCAUUCUUAAAUAAAAGCAAUAUUGUAUUUAAGCAGAAUGCCAAUUUUGAUCCGUUUCUUGGAAGAAAUGUGAGCAAUAUAAACACCUAG
Plasmodium berghei ANKA is the source of this 3264-nucleotide messenger RNA. Its product is annotated as conserved Plasmodium protein, unknown function. The record is from RefSeq and is a predicted model, not a curated record. Bases 1 to 3264 code for a protein of 1087 amino acids. Lineage: Eukaryota; Apicomplexa; Aconoidasida; Haemosporida; Plasmodiidae. The transcript has a single exon.